This is a messenger RNA of Colletotrichum karsti, 1149 nucleotides long. RefSeq lists its product as uncharacterized. Bases 1 to 1149 code for a protein of 382 amino acids. The transcript has 4 exons. The record is from RefSeq and is a predicted model, not a curated record. NCBI's taxonomy places the organism in Eukaryota, Fungi, Ascomycota, Sordariomycetes, Glomerellales, Glomerellaceae.
AUGGCUACCGAAAGGCACGAGAAGGGCGGCAAGCUCGACAAGAUUCCCUUUGACAAGCUGCCCAUCGACAAGGAGACCUUGAAGCAGGAAUUCGACCUUUCCCACUUUGACAUCAACUCCGUCAUUCGCGGUGCCCAAUUGACGCUGGUCGGAGCUCAUCGAGCUCUCCAGAACCCAGCCAUCUUUACUUCCGACCACUAUCGACAAGCCGGCAUCGCCGUUCUGACCGGCUUGGCCAUCCGCCUCAUCAUCUCCGUCCCCAUCAUUGGCGUCAAGGUUCUACUGUGGUUCAUGUCCCUGAUCUUCAGCUUGGAUCAUGUCACUUGGGAUGACAAAAUCGUCGGAGGCCUCAACUUCAUUGAGGAAUAUGUCCUCCAAGUUCCCUUCUUUCUGAUGGCACUGAUGCGCUACGUCACUCCGACUCUCGACAAUAUGCAAACAUACGUCCAGAAGCACAAGCACGACGACCCCGACAAGCUACGAGACAUGUACUAUCCCAACCUGAAGCAGUACAAGGUCAGUGACGGCAGCACCCACUCCACGAGCACCGCCGAAGCCAUCAGUAUGUUUCUGUACCGCUUCGCCCGCAAGGGUGCCAUUUCUCUCGCAGUCUUCGCCCUCUCGUAUCUACCCGUCGUCGGCCGCUUCGUUCUGCCCGCCGCCAGUUUCUACACCUUCAACAAAGCUGUCGGUCUGGGCCCGGCCUCGGUCAUUUUUGGAACGGGUAUCUUCCUGCCUAAGCGUUACCUCAUCAUCUUUCUCCAGAGCUACUUUGCUUCCAGGAGUUUGAUGAGAGAGUUGCUGGAGCCAUACUUCUCUCGAGUGCACUUCACCAAGGAGCAAAAGCGUAACUGGUUCCGCAACCGUGAGGGGCUUCUUUUCGGCUUCGCCAUUGGAUUCUACACCAUGAUCAAGAUCCCCUUGGUCGGCGUCUUGAUCUACGGCAUUGCCGAGGCGUCAACAGCGUACUUGAUCACCAAGAUCACCGACCCUCCGCCGCCUCCGGCCCAGAAGGCCGUGUUCGCCGAGCGCCAGCAAGAAUGGACUAACAAACACGAGUUCCUAAACUUAUCUCUUGCUAACCUGGAUGCCAUCCACAACAAGCCGCAUGAGACGCAGGCCGGGGAGGAGACCCGAAAACUGCAAUAA